UUAACCUGCUCGACAAACCCCUGGAAUUACAGCAAAACUAAGCAUGACUGAAGUGUAGAUUGUCAAACAAAGAGUCGAUUCUUCUUCAAAGCUUGAAGCUUUUGUUGCAAUAAUAAUGGCGUUCACUGACACUACAGGUAUAACGAAAUCCGACGCCAUGAUUGUGAAGUUCCGUGCUCGAGAUUACGCUACAGAAGCAAAGGAUCACUCUCUCCCUCGGAUUCCAGUCGAUGUUCAUCCUCUCUCUUCUACUUGCUCAUUCUCUCUUUCGGUUGAUUACGCUAAUGAAGAUAAGAAUGAGAAAUUGGAUCCUUUGAGAGUACCCUGCAGCAGUAUAAUUGUUCCUUUUGAGGAUUUAGAGGAUGCUUCAAAUGGUUCUAAUUCAGACAUCUCAGGCAGUUGUUCUGUCGAACGUUUAGAGAAAGAUUGGAAUAUUUUUAAGAGAUUCUUGGUGCAGAAGUUUCCUCCGUCUAAAACUGUUGCUAUUUCAUCGAUUGCUGACACAGUGAUUGGAAGCCAUAAGGCCUUUGAGAAAUCAUCAAAUAUGCUUCCGGAUGAAUUAGAUGAUCCACUAAUCCCUGACGAGGAUGUGAAAUAUAUCACUCAGCAAGAGUACAUUGCAAAAAUAAAUGAAUUGAAGAAUGAAGUUCUUGAUGCUUGGAGUGUCGGUGAUCAUUUUAAAUCGCUGAAGUUAUCCGUUAAGGUUGCUAGGCUAUUGAGGGACACAACAUUACUACAAUUUUAUCCUACCUUAUUUUCUUUGGCGACUGAUAUAUUGGAUAUGCUUGGUGAUAUGGUAUGGGAGCGCAUUAAGCGGAAGGCUGAAUAUUUGGAAGAUGGCAUACAGUUUCAUGCUUUGCCAGAGGAUUUUCAAGCAAGUGAUGUUUGCUCGGAUGCAAAGGAAACCUGUCACAAUUGGUUUUGUAAGAUCGGUUCCAUACGUGAUCUGCUGCCUCGCAUCUUCAUGGAGCUUGCAAUAUUGCCUUGUUGGCGAUUCUUACGUGAUGACUUUACUGAUGUGGUCCAACGCUUGCUUGCAAUGAUGCGUGGUUUUGGUUCUCCUUUGGCAUCUGCAUAUUGUCAUCUGUAUUUGGUCUACCGUGUUCAGAAAUUACCGGCAUGCCACAAUGAAUAUCUCAUUACUUGCAUAAGAGACAUUAAUCUUAUGAUGGUUUCUAUCAUAUCAUCAAAAGAAACCACAGAUGAUGGGAGCGAUGUGAGCAAAGAAUCUUUUAUUCACCUUCUGGAACCACCUAUGGAGUACAUCGUGAAAUCCAUAUUUAAGGAUCGGAAGCAAGGAAGCAAUAUACUGGUCAAUGACAGACUAGCAAGGACGUUGUCGGAAUUAUUUGGAAAAAGUUCCUGUGUUUCGCUUGUUCUCAACCAUUUACUCAAGGAACUACCGACUGAAGCAAUCCGAUCUAAUGCUCUGCGCAUACUGGACCUCAUUGAGUGCAGUGUUGGUUCAUCCAUUGAUCAGUGCUUGAACUACAGGUUGCUUGGAUUUAGGCUUUAUGAAACAGAUGCUCCAAUGGAGAUGGUCAACAUGGUUUUAGAGCGAGUGAUUCAGGAUAUCUGUCAGUACCCAGACCUGGAUACUUAUCUGAAAGUUGUGGACGGUUAUGUUGAUAUCAUCCUCCAUAAUCAAAUGAAAAGUGAAUUGGAAGUGCUUCUUGAAGGGAUUGCAGAGCGAGCAAGCAACAAAUGGUUAAGUGAUGCUGAGCUUGAGAGCUUGCAAUCAGUUUUUAUCAAGAUUCUUGGUCAUACAAAGUGUUUGGAAGAUAUUUUAGAGCUGAAUGCUUUGGCUGAAAUCAUAGAUGCCAUGCGCGGGACAUCGAAGAAUUCCAUUAAUAUGCGUAUUCUUGAAAUUGCUACAAGGAAUGGCAUUAUCAAGAGUCCUUCUAUUAUACAGUUCCUUUUUGAAGUUGGUCAAAGUCUGCAUAAAGGGAAAGAUUCUGCAAAUAUGCUGAACUCUGAUAAUCAAUCUUUGCAGCGUUUACUUUUGCGUUUCGUGCAUAUGGUAGAUUUUGGGACAGAUUGGGAACGCCACCUGGCAUUUCUGAUUGAAUGCCGCGCAUCUUUUGCUAGUUUCGAUGAAAUGAAGGAAUCUCUUGUUCAUCAUGCAAACUGCUUAGUGAUGAAGACACUGAAAGAUGCCAAACAGCAUCUCUCUUUUGCAAGAUCAUGUUUAGCAUUUUCUGAGGCGACAAUUCCUUCUAUUACGACUCCUGCAAAGCAGCUAUUUCUUUAUCUUGAAACUGCUGAGGUUGCGCUGACCAGUAGCUUAGUUUGUCAUUCAGAUGGAUUGAUAGAUUCAGCUCUAAGCUCUCUUCAAAGUCUUGUUUUUGAGGAUUCACGGUUACAACUUGAUGUUGACAGAAUCAUCUGCAUAAUUCAAAAACUGUCUGGCCUUUUGAUCAUGGUUCCAGGUAACCCUAUGCAUGGAGUCACCCACAUCCCAAAGAAAUUGCUCUCAUUGGUCAAUUCUCACUCAUGGCGAAUAACUCCAAGGUUGAGAGUCAGAACAUUGUGCACAAACAUUUUAUUAUUGGCAGCAUUAUCACAGCAUAAUCUCCCAUACUAUCCUACUGGCAUAAAAGAGGUUCCUGGAAAUAACCUCCUAUAUUUUGAUGAACCGUCCUACCAUGAAGAACUUUCAUCAUUUUGCAGCUACUUACUUCAGGAUCUGCUUUUUGCUAUUAAACAAGAAUCUUCUCCAACUGCUCGUGGAAGCCUUGCACUUGAAGCCUGCAACUGCAUAGCAUCAGUUCUCAAGAUGGAUGAUAGCGUAAUGUGCUUAUGCAAUGAAUUGGUGGAGAUAGCAAAAUCUUGUUUGAGUACGAAGCACAAUUAUUUAUUGUCAACAUCCAACUUUCUUGCAAAACACUUACAAGUUGCAAACUGAAAAACAUUCAGUAAAUGAUGAGUUCGAUCCAUUAAACAGAGCAAAAGUUUCCUCUUGCUCUAGUUGCCUGGGCUUUAUCGAAUCUAUCAAAGCAGAUGAUUAUUCUGGAACGCGUUUUGAAGAUCUUUGAACAGGUCCGAAUACUAUGUGUGAUGUUGGUACUCAUUUGUGGUGAGGCUUGCCAUACAUGUCUAUCUUGUGUGUAGGCUCAUUGCUGAACUGUCAUGACAAUGUUGAAAAUAUAACUUGGGACUUUGGGAGUUUCUCUCAAUUGUGAAAAAUGAAAAUACAACCUUAGUGUAAUCAAGCGGCUCCCAAGUUCCAUAAGCUUCUAUAAAGGUGCGAUUUAAAUAGUCAAAUGUAUGCAAUCUUAUCUUAAUGAUAGCAAACAGGUUGUUUGAUUGAUCUUUGAUAACAGAUAUCAUCUGCAUUUUUACAAGAAUUAAAAGGGCACGAAAAUAUGUAAUUUUUAUUCUUUAUUAUUUGAAAGAUUCGAAUACAUUGAUCUA
This is a messenger RNA of Amaranthus tricolor (Joseph's coat), 3414 nucleotides long. RefSeq lists its product as uncharacterized. Bases 116 to 2905 code for a protein of 929 amino acids. Gene Ontology annotation, biological process: endocytic recycling. The record is from RefSeq and is a predicted model, not a curated record. Gene Ontology annotation, cellular component: endosome. NCBI's taxonomy places the organism in Eukaryota, Viridiplantae, Streptophyta, Magnoliopsida, Caryophyllales, Amaranthaceae. The transcript has 24 exons.